This is a messenger RNA of Anarrhichthys ocellatus (wolf-eel), 3754 nucleotides long. RefSeq names its product zinc finger protein 37-like. Gene Ontology annotation, biological process: regulation of gene expression. The record is from RefSeq and is a predicted model, not a curated record. Bases 224 to 2635 code for a protein of 803 amino acids. NCBI's taxonomy places the organism in Eukaryota, Metazoa, Chordata, Actinopteri, Perciformes, Anarhichadidae. The transcript has 12 exons. Gene Ontology annotation, cellular component: nucleus.
UUGCGGUACAGUAGGUGGCGGUAUGCAGCUAUUCAAGUUGGUUGCGAUCCGCCAAUCAAAUUAGAGAAGAAGAAGAAGUGGUCCCGCAACUAGCUACUAGCACAGGCGGUUAGUAGUUCAUGACGGGCUGCUGUCACCCAGAAUAACGCAACACUUUAGCUUCGUUCACUCUUCACCCUGGUUUUCUUAUGACAUCCUUCAAACCCGGUGACAGCAUCGCAUUAUGUUUGAGGAUCCUGAACUCCAAGAUCCGUUGUCGCUGAGUCUUAAUGAGAACUAUGACGACCAGAAUUCGCCACGUCGUGAUUCACAGAAAGCACCAGCGAGCCCCGACUAUAGUUGCGACACACCAGAGAUUCGAGUAAUCAUCAAAGAGGAAGAGGAAGGCUGGACUGUGAGUGAAAAUCAUGAGAGCAUCAGCUCAGAGGGAGAAGAGGAGGAUUCUUCCGUACACUCUCGACAUCCCGACCUCAAAGCGUGCGGGAAGGAGAGCGGCAUUUCCUACGGAGUGAAGGGUGAGCAGAGGGUGUAUUCAGCGGAGACAUGUUCCCUCUACGGGCAGAGCUCCUCGGCCGGAGAGGGGCAGCAGACACACGCGCUCAUGGACACGGAUGAGAAACCUCAGAUAUCCUGCAUACGGGGAAAAGCCAAUGUGACUUUGCAUCAGUGCAAUAACACAGAGGAGAAACCCUUCUCCUGUCCGGCGCGCGAGACGACCCUCAGCCGCAAAAGGAACGCGAAAUCCAAUCAGAGAGCACAUGCGGCGGAUGAGUGUCCUGCUCAAGACCAGAGCCUCGAUGAACAUCAAUCCACAUCGACAACCGCAGACGCAGAAGAGACCAAAAGAUCAGCACCUUGCCAAACAGAUUCUCCUGAACGUACGACCCUGAUGUCACACAAACUCAAGAGGGCAUCUGCGAACUUAGAGGACCAAACGCUCCACUUGACUGUCAGACUGGAGGCAGGUGAGGAGGAGGAGGAGGAGGAGGAGGAAGAAGAGCAAGAUGAAGAAAUUGGUGGUUUGAUCAACUCUGAUGGAGAAGUGGUUGAAUGGGAUGCCAGAGGCGGUCCUGACCGAGGCUCUGGCUGCAGAGAAAGUCUUCAGCCCAGCAAGGGUGUCGUCCAGUCCGAGUCUCAGCUGCAAGGCCAAAACCAGAGAGACAGCAGUAGUCCAACGCUCAUCAUGGAAGUUGUGUCUGUGGGGGAGGAAGAAGAAAGGGAAGAAGGGGAGGAGAAAGAGAGAGUAGUAAAGAUGGCAGCGGUCUCGCCCGUAUAUCGUGGGAAGAGACUCAGAAGAAAGAAGAAGGUUCCGGAUGUAACGGUGGUGUCAUUAGACGCCUCGGACACGGAGAAAGAAGUUCCUCCCGUCAAAAGAAGGGGCAGAAGAAAGAUCUGUAAAGCUCCGGUGUUGUCUGGUGAGGACCUGGAGGCAGAGCCAGGAAUAUCAAGGCGCACCCGAAGGAAGAUAAAUUUCCCUACCAUCGUUGAAUCAGAGGAUUUGUACUCCAAACAUGUCCGCCGGGUUGCUGCAAAGCGACCUUACAGAAGAAGGAAAGAUACCAAACUAUCUGCUGAGGGAGAAGGAAACAACACAAGUGUUUCUGCUGAAAAGAAGCGCCCCGGAAGAAAGAUGGUUCGUGUUCCAAUAGAAAUACCUCCGGAGCUCCUGAAGCAGCCCAAAGAGAAGAUGGAGUACCACUGCUCCGUGUGCGGCAAAGAAUUCCCUCAUGCCUACAAGCUGGAGAGGCACGGGCUGAUCCACACGGGAGAGAAACCUUACUGCUGCUCCAUCUGUGGCCGGGGUUUCAACCAGAAGGGAAAUCUCAAAACGCACUACAAAGUCCACUUAGGUCGAAAGGGCGCUGUGGAUUUUGACGAUGAGGUGAAUCCCAUAGCGUCAGAACUCUCCGAAUACUUGAAGUCUCUGCCGGGGGAGUCCAGGAUCAAAUCCUCCCUCCGUUGCCUGGAAUGCGGACAAGAAUGUGAGAAUCAUUCAGCUUUGCAAGCACACCACGUUACUACGCACACAGACACGGCGGAGGAAUCGGACGCGGUCGAGCACAGCGCAGCGCAGCUUCUCUUCUGCCGCCGCUGUGGCGUUCAGUUCACUGAAAAAGCAAAGCUGGAGGAACACAUGAAAACCCACAUCAAGGCGAAGCCCUACUCGUGUCCCGACUGUGGCAAGAGGUUCAUCAAUGAAAGCUACAUACAAAUCCACCAGCGUAUCCAUACUGGGGAGAAACCAUUCCUCUGCUCGCAGUGCGGCAGAGGUUUCCACACGGCCUCCUCGCUCAAGCUGCAUGAGAUGCAGCACUCCGGGGAGAGGCCGUUCGCGUGUUCCAUCUGCGGCAAGACGUUUCGGAUAAACUCGUACCUAACGGCACAUUACCAGACCCACAUUAAAGACAGGCCUUUCAUCUGCAGCGUCUGCGGGAAAGGCUACUCCAGAGCUGAGGAACUGAAGGUGCACCACAGGCUUCACACCGGAGAGAGACCCUACGAGUGUGGGGAGUGUGGGAAGAGCUUCAUUUACCGCCAGGGUCUGCGGCAGCAUCAGCGCACACACGCUGGGAAACGCAUCGGACCAACCCGACAGCUCGGUCGACCGAAGCAACAUGCCAGGCUGGACAUCUAGCAGUUGAUCUAAUGAUGACUUCUGUUGUUGUUGUUGUUGUUAACUGUGUUUGAUGAUAUUACAGUGAAACGCGCUUCUCUCCUGCUCUUCUUCCUUCCAUUCCUUCCGCCUCCAGCUGGGACUAUUAAUGUGUCUGAAAAUAAGCGCUACAGAGUCGGCGUGGGUUGCCAAGAAUAUUUUGGGAGCUUACUGUGUUGUCUUUCUUGUAUCCAUGUUUUGGUUUACUCUCCUCUCGUAGCCCAUCUGUACAAUUUGAGUGCCUUUGUAUCAUGCAUGCCAAAUACUAAUACUUAAUGUUAAAAAGAAUUAUGCACAAUAUCCUUGUUAUUUUAAAAUCCAUGUCGAUGGAAUACAGACAUUUUUCAGAAACGUGUCUGGUUUUUUUUGUCUACAUCUGAAAUAAUGUAUCCUUACAUUGAUUCUCCACAAACAGCUUAUUACCCGUCUUUUGAUAGUUAAUAACCAAUCAUAUAAGGAUGUGUAAGUAACUGGUACCUAACGUGAGGAUCCAUCCAAAAUGUCUGAGGAAAAAUUAAUUUAGAGAAAACAGCCUUGAAAGAUAUGUACUAUAGAAUUACACACAUUUUUCUGAAAUGUUAUGUUUAGAUAUUCAAACUACGCUUUAUCUAAUUGUACCUUUGGGUCUACAGACACAAAUAGACAACGUGUAAUAAGAUCAACACCUAAAUGUGUAUUUGGAUGUUUAGUCUGACAGAAAACAUUCCUAAUGUGCAUCAAACUGAUGAUCGGAUUGGAUGAAAACCGUGUGUGUGUGUGGUAAGAAACUCUCACAGCGGAGCUCUACAGAGACACCAGAGGACUCGUGCUGGAGCAAACUAUUUUCUUAACAUACUGUUAUGAUAAUUAUGAAAAGGGCCUCUGAUUUAAAGGGUCAGUUCACCAAAAAUACUGAAUCUACUGAAUAAGAGUCAUUGUUUAUACAGGAAGUAGGCCCCAUCAUCACCGUGGCAUCCAAGAGAACCCUGCUGCAGAGAACCACAGCCAGCUCAGAGAAAUGACAUCCUGUUCAUGUUAAAGUUAACUCUCUGCCUGUUCGCAUCACAGUCACCGUCGGUCAUUAUCCAGCAUUCAACCCGUGGGACCAAAACCCAAAUGCAU